This is a messenger RNA of Poeciliopsis prolifica (blackstripe livebearer), 1174 nucleotides long. RefSeq names its product fATP synthase c subunit lysine N-methyltransferase (gene atpsckmt). Gene Ontology annotation, cellular component: mitochondrion. The transcript is spliced from 4 exons. The record is from RefSeq and is a predicted model, not a curated record. Gene Ontology annotation, biological process: regulation of mitochondrial ATP synthesis coupled proton transport; positive regulation of proton-transporting ATP synthase activity, rotational mechanism; peptidyl-lysine trimethylation. NCBI's taxonomy places the organism in Eukaryota, Metazoa, Chordata, Actinopteri, Cyprinodontiformes, Poeciliidae. The coding region runs from base 221 to 886 and encodes 221 amino acids. Gene Ontology annotation, molecular function: protein-lysine N-methyltransferase activity.
CAAAGAAAAAAAACUAGAUUUAAUUCAGUUCUUGCCGGUUGUGGAAGGACAUUAAAAGUGGCCGAUGGUUGAUAAACAACUACUUUUGGAUUUGACGUAGUGGGACUUUUGAAUACCUGCUAGCACUUUAGUAAAAAAAAAAAAAAAAACCCUCUGUUCAUGGAGGUUAGCUAACGCUAGCUGACUUUUAGCUUGGGGUGGAGCGGUGGGGGUUAGCAUCAUGUCACGACAUGAGGUCGUUGUGGACACUGGAGCUGUCAGCGAAGGGAGACGGAGAAGUCGACUCGGGCUGGUCGUCACCGGGCUUGUUGGAGGGUCGCUAGUCGCUCUUUACGCGGUGGCCGCUCCGUUUGUUGCGCCUGCCCUCAGAAGAGUCUGCCUCCCGUUUGUUCCGGCCACCACGGCUCAGGUGGAGAACGUUCUCAGGGUGCUGCGGAGCAGAACGGGGACUCUGGUGGACAUCGGAAGCGGAGAUGGAAGGAUAGUGAUAGCAGCAGCAAAAUGUGGAUUUCAGGCUUCUGGUUUGGAGCUGAACCCUUGGUUGGUUUGGUAUUCUCGCUACAAAGCCUGGAGAGAAGGCGUCCACCGCUCCACCUCCUUUCACAUCUCAGAUUUGUGGAAGGCAAGCUUUGCUCAGUAUUCCAAUGUUGUUAUUUUUGGAGUUCCUCAAAUGAUGGAUCAGCUUGAGGUCAAGCUGGCGAAUGAGCUGUCAAGUUCAGCCAAGGUGGUCGCCUGCCGCUUCCCCUUUCCUACAUGGGUCCCUGAAAGCACUGAGGGGGAAGGCAUAGACACCGUGUGGGUGUAUGACGCCAAAACAUUUCACUCAGGUCUGCAAAGAACGACGGGCAAAAAGUUGUUAGGACAAGAAUCGCAUCCACACACAUGAGAUCAGUGUUACCUAAAAGCUCCUGGAUUUUUUUUUUUUUAUUUGCAAAAAUAUACUUUGAAUUAGCUGCUCAUGGCAUCCCUAUCCAAAAUUUCUCUAUGAAGAAAAUUGGAUGACUUGAGUAAUUUUGUAUGUAUAUAUUUUUGAAAUAAAUUCGCUUGUGUUCAAAACGACUCUAAAUCAAACAUAGUGAUGAUAGGUUGAGAAAGCUGUUUCUCACAGCAACAGAGUGCAGCUCUCAUUAAUGCUUGUAUAAUUUAUUGUUUUUGUGUGUAUUUAAUAAAAAAA